This is a messenger RNA of Salvia hispanica, 798 nucleotides long. RefSeq names its product F-box protein At3g19890-like. The record is from RefSeq and is a predicted model, not a curated record. Lineage: Eukaryota; Viridiplantae; Streptophyta; Magnoliopsida; Lamiales; Lamiaceae.
AUGACCAGAAAAUAUAAGGUGGUUAGGAUUUUCGGUGAAAAAUCAUUGGAGGAGGAGUGCAAAUAUGGGUGCCAAGUAUACACGGUUGGAACUGGAUCGUGGAGAAAAGUUCCCUUUGGUGACUCGCUCAGGUUAUGUGACGAUGUUGGAGGGGUACUUGUGAAUGGGAAUCUUCAUUGGACCGCCAAGGAAACAAGAAGAGGCUCUGGUGAAUGGAUUUGUUGCUUUGAUCUUGAAACGGAACUUUUUAGCAACUUCCCUGCACCUCCUCUUUCUAGUAGUACAGGUAGGUCACUGUGUGUUUUGCGUGAUUGCCUUUGUGUAAGCGAUAUUUCAAACACUGAUGGGUGCAUUAUAAUCUGGUUGAUGGAGGAAAAUGAGCACGGUUGGACAAAGAUAUUUGUCAUCCCUGAUGUUGAUAGGCUUCCUAUUGUUGAAGUUUGGCCGAUUAGAAUUUUCGAAAAUGGCGACGUCUUGAUGGAAUGCGAGGAUGGCACGCUAUUCUGCUAUUCCAAUAAAACAAAAACUUUUGACUACGACAUUGUGUCUCAAGAGUAUCGUGCACCGUUCCCCUCUACAUUCGUGUAUGCCCCGAGCUUUGUCUCUCUCAAGAGUUUUGCUAUGGAGAAUGCAUGGUGGCUUGAUGUUCCUCCAACUUACUAUAUCGGCGUCUAUGAGUCUAUGACGCACAUACCUGAUGAUCUAGUCUCGAAUGCAGAUGCUUCUUGUCGUAUUCCUACAACCGGCCUUAAUGAUUUUGAUGAAUUCUGUCUUGUUAAAGAUUUCGCUGUAAAUUGA